Messenger RNA from Sorghum bicolor (sorghum), 1113 nucleotides. RefSeq lists its product as uncharacterized. Lineage: Eukaryota; Viridiplantae; Streptophyta; Magnoliopsida; Poales; Poaceae. The coding region runs from base 411 to 821 and encodes 136 amino acids. The record is from RefSeq and is a predicted model, not a curated record. The transcript has 2 exons.
GCCCAAAUAGUAACGAGGGGCGGCCGCUUCUUGGGCCGGAGGCGUCGGUGGCGGUUGUGGUUGUGGCGCGUGGCGCGCCGCCGACGGCGUGCACCGGCGCGGGCGAGCCGCUGGAUGCACUUCUCGGGGAGCGCGAGCAAGGGAGAGGUGACCCACCACAAGCAACAAUGACUAGGUACUACAGGCGCCGGUGAUCCAGCGCCUGUCCUCCAAGGCUUCUCAACGUGGUCCUGGCCAUGCCGGCUUGCCCGCACCUUGUUCGACGAAAUGCCGAGGCCGGAGAACCCAGCUAAGCAGCAGGAGUUCUCGGCUUGUCGCCAGCAGCAGCUUACCCUGUGGCAACUAGCCACCUUAACUCGUGUUUGAGCCUAUUCCCGUUUCGACUAGUCCGUGAAGGGAAGGGACAAGGGAUGUCUGCCCUCCACAGGGACCUGGAGGGCCAGCAGCAGACGCGGAGACGCCGCCGGUGCCUGACUACCGCGCUCCAGGAUAUCUGCCCAAUACUCGGAAUCUCGGAUGCAUGGGACCGCAAGCGAUCACCUGCAGCUCCAGGAUCUCCUGAACGUUCUUGGCCCCUUCGUUCACACCAGAGUCAAGAUAUUCUUGCAAUGGGUUCUAAUCUUCUAGGGUCUCUAUGCUUUAUGACAUUGCCAUGUGGUUAUUCAUACUCAUCUAGUCAUCUUGCACAAGCUCAGCUGUCUGUGGUACACAUUUAUCAGAAGAGUAAAAUUUCACAAGAAAUAAAGUGCCAGAAUUCCCUUAACGUUUAUUACACUGUAGUAGUACAUAUCUUAAGGGGCAUCUGUUCCAUCAUGUAUUGAUUGUUUUCAUGGACUGUAGUACUCCCUUAUUUCCUUGAGUUCUUUGUACUUGGGUUGGAGAGAUAUCAAUGCGAUUUGAUCACCCACGGCAGUACUGGCUGCUGGAUUAAUUCAACCUUUCUGGUCAAAGAUUUAAACAGCUUCUUCUUCCUUUUUUUUUCUUUUUUUUUCAAUACCCGUCUUUAUAGCUCUGGCCUCAUAAAGGCCGUUGCCCAUUUUGAGGAAAGAUGCCAACUUUUAAGGCCCUGUUUAGUUCCCCACCUAAAAUUUUUUCAUCCAUCCCAUCGAAUCU